This is a messenger RNA of Labrus mixtus (cuckoo wrasse), 3703 nucleotides long. RefSeq names its product ST14 transmembrane serine protease matriptase a (gene st14a). Gene Ontology annotation, cellular component: membrane. The transcript has 19 exons. Bases 401 to 2935 code for a protein of 844 amino acids. The record is from RefSeq and is a predicted model, not a curated record. Lineage: Eukaryota; Metazoa; Chordata; Actinopteri; Labriformes; Labridae. Gene Ontology annotation, biological process: acrosome reaction; proteolysis. Gene Ontology annotation, molecular function: serine-type endopeptidase activity; protein binding.
GAUCCCGGAAAAUAGUUUCCUCAGUUUCCCUCGGUCAGGAAUCACACUAGGUAGGCGACAUUUUCCAGGGCAGGUAGACAGUUGUGAACAUCUCGACCUGAGAAGAGCCUUCUUUUCAAAACUGCAGGAGAAGUUUCUCUCCUGUUAGAUCUCACCUGCGUGGAGUUUUUAUUUUUUUUUUAUUUUGGUGCGAGCAGGUUGAAUUGGUUUACAAGCAGACGGAUUUGUGUCUUGACGACCAGGCCUUCAGUUUCACCUCGACAAACAGCCUGUGGGCGGCUUACAACAACUUCUACAAGUCAAAGAAAUAAUCAAGAAGAGGAGACGUUUGGGGGGGGAAAGGAGUGGUUCAGGUGUUUUUGGUAUUUUUUUGUUUUAAUUUGAGCAGUCUUGUCAGGACAUGGACAGUGACAUGAGAUACACCCCGAAGUCGGACAGAGACUGGGACACCUCUGUCCAGUUCCUGCCAGCUUCAGAUAACAAAAAGCUUGAGAAGAAAAAGGGUCCGGGGAAAGUUGGGGCUGUGAUCGGAGCGGUGGUCUUCGCUGCGGUUAUUGCUCUCAUGACCGGACUGCUGGUCUGGCAUUUCCACUUCCGUAAAGAUGUGCGGGUCAAGAAGAUGUACAGCGGCUCCAUGCGGAUCACCAACCAGGUGUUUGAAGACGCCUACGAGAAUGCCAACAGCUCUGAGUUCAAGGCACUAGCUGACCAGGUGACUUCCCAGCUUAAAGUCAUCUACUCUAAAAGUCCACAGUUGUCCAAAUACUAUGUUGGUUCUAUAGUCCAGGCUUUCAGUGAAGGUAGUGUUAUUGCCUACUACCUGUCUGAGUUCAGCGUCCCGGCUGGCCAGGGUGCAGCUGUGGACAAAGCCAUGUCUUCAAUGGACAAGCUAGUGGACAAAGAGCAGCGCUCCCUGCACAGACCAAGCAACACUCUGGUCUUUGAUGAUGUGGUGUCUUCAGCACUUGAUACACGAUUGACUUCAACAACAUUUAGCAAUUUUUACAACUUUGCAGAACAUGCAAGGACCAAUACAAUUGACCAGAUCCAGUCCCCCGGCUUCCCUGACCGUCCUUAUCCCAGCAACACCUUCAUCCAGUGGCGUCUGAGAGCAGACCCCAACUACGUCAUCAAGCUCGACUUCGACACGAUGAAUCUGGAAGAAGACUGCAAGAAGGACUUUGUCAAAAUCUACGACUCCUUGGUGGCUAUUGAGAGCCGCGUUAUGGAAGAGAUGUGUGGGUACUACUCACCGAGUGAACCACUGACCUUCCUUUCUUCGAGGAAUGUCAUGCUGGUGACAAUGGCCACAAAUGACCAGAAGAACUUCCCAGGUUUUAGAGCUCAAGUGUCACAAGUCAAACGUGGAAGUAAAGGUACUACAUGUGGUGGCCAGCUUACAGGUGAAAAAGGAAGCUUCACAUCCCCUAACUUCCCAAAUUACUAUCCUCCUCGGACUCUUUGUCAGUGGAUAAUCGAGGUCCCUGAUCGUAAGGUCGUGAAGCUGACGUUUAAAAAGUUCCUCUUGUCCGAGCCCGGGCAGGAAAACGUGAAGGGCUGUCCCAAAGACUAUGUGGAGAUCAAUGGAAAGAAGUAUUGUGGGGAACAGCCUGAUGGAACGGUGACUGAAACCAGUGUGACCAACCAAAUGGAGGUGAGAUUUCGCUCGGAUUCCUCCUAUGUGGACCGAGGUUUUGAUGCAGAGUUCGAGGCCGUUGACGUCACAGACCCUUGUCGAAAGCAGUUCGAGUGCAGGAAUCGGCGCUGUGUGAAGUUGGAUCUCAGGUGUGACGGAUGGAAUGACUGUGGAGACAUGAGCGAUGAAUUAAACUGCAAGUGCAGUACAAAGAGCAUUUCUUGUGCGAAUGGAUUAUGUAAGCCCAUGUUCUGGAAAUGUGAUGGUGUCGAUGACUGUGGAGACCGCACAGAUGAAAAAGACUGUGGUGGAUGUAAAUCUGGAGAGAUAACAUGCAAGAAUAACAAAUGUGUUUCUGAGAAGAAGCGCUGUGACGGCAGAGACGACUGCGGCGAUGCAUCAGACGAGCUCGACUGCGGGAGAACCUCUGGUACUCGCUGCACUGAUCUGACAUAUAAAUGCAAAGACAAUAAAUGCAUCGAUAAAGUAAACCCCGAAUGUGACGGGACACGGGACUGUGAAGACGGAUCUGAUGAGGAGAACUGCGACUGCGGGAGGAGUAUGUUCAAGACGUCGCGUAUUGUGGGCGGUCAGGAUGCAGAGGAAGGAGAGUUUCCCUGGCAAGUCAGCCUCCAUGUCAAAAAUUACGGUCAUGUGUGUGGAGCGUCCAUCAUCAGUCCCCGCUGGCUGGUCACCGCUGCCCACUGUGUGCAAGAUGACGGCAAGACGAGAUAUUCCCAGCCGGGCACGUGGGAAGCUUACCUCGGUCUGCACACGCAGCGAAACAUUGGGAGCCGUGUGGUGAAGAGGAAUCUGAAGCAGGUCAUAUACCACCCGAACUACAAUGCAUACACCUUUGACAAUGACAUCGCCCUGAUGGAGCUGGACAGUCCUGUCACCUACUCCGACUACAUCAGGCCCAUCUGCUUACCUGCUCCCCAACAUGAUUUUCCAACUGGUAACACCGUGUGGAUCACCGGGUGGGGCGCUACAAGAGAAGGAGGAUUUGCUGCAAAAGUUCUCCAGAAGGCCCAGGUUCGCAUCAUUAACCCCUCGGUGUGUGACGAUUUGAUGGGCGGGCAGAUCACAUCCCGGAUGAUGUGUGCUGGAGUACUGAGUGGAGGAGUGGAUGCUUGUCAGGGGGACUCUGGGGGUCCUCUGUCCAGUCCGGCCGGCACUCGUAUGUUCUUGGCAGGAGUGGUCAGUUGGGGAGAUGGCUGUGCCCGCAGGAACAAACCUGGCAUCUACACAAGGGUCACCAAAUACCGCGGCUGGAUCAAAGAAAAGACAGGAGUGUAGUUUGCUGCAGAAUAUGGACAUGAACAUAGACUAAUAAAGAGUUCUACUGUACAGAUUUGGACUCCAGUAAAACACCAUUUUGACUUUCCAGCUGAUGUUGUGGCUGUGACUUCGGUCAGGAAAAUCCAUUGUUCUCUUGAAGAGCAGAUUAUGUCCUCUGCUGUUUGAGGAGGAUGUUAUUAAUGAUUUUUAAAAAUGUAAAUAGGUGUUUUUAUUUUUGUGUUUUUUGUUUGUUUUUAUCUCUUUAUUGUUGUGGUCUAAUUUGUCUUUUCGAUGGAGAAUUAUGUUAUAUGCUGCACAAGCAAUCGAUUUAAGCUGUCCUUGUUACACAUGUAGACAUGAUAUGUGCAUCCUAUGUCCUGUGUGUUAUCAGUAGCCGUCACAAGAAUAUCCCACCUAUUUUUCCUUGUUGUCUUUGCUCUGAAUUUUAUGAAUUAGAAACAAAGUGACAGCAAGCUAAUUCCAUCCUACCUCCUAUGGCUUGGUAUCUUAUGCAUUUUAGAACAGAUUUUUAGAAAUCCCUGAAGGUUACUGAUGUGAUUGAUGACUUUUUUAGAGCUUUGCCCUUAUUAUUAUGAAUUGCAUUUUAUUUUACUGAUGUGAGCUGCAUUUCUAAGAUCAAAUACAGUGUGCAGUAAUAGGUUUUGUUUGAUGAGUUUAACAUGAUCCACAUCUAUUCAACACAAUGUUAGUAAAUUCCCUCUAGGUUAAACUCUGUAAAUGUGUAUUUUAUAGCAGAUGUUUUUAAAUAAAGUAUUUCUAAUAUAA